AUGCCACCAAAAAGAAGAGGACUGUCAGCUUCGACACCUGUGAAGAAACAGAAGGCUGGUCCACCAUCUCCUGAAGAAUUCAGACAAUUCUAUUUAUCCACUGUUAGUUUGGUUCUCAACAUUAGAGAUGAAUCUUCAGAUGAUCAAUUAGCAUUCCCAUUCAUCAAAUUGCCAUCAAGAAAGUUGUACCCUGAUUACUAUGAAUUGAUUGAACAACCGUUGUGUAUAACUGAUAUCCAAAAGAAAGCUUCAAAGGGGAAGUAUUCUGACACUUCAGCUGAUGAAUUCUUAGCUGAUUUCCAAUUAUUAUUAGAUAAUGCAACCAAAUACAACGAUCCAGAAUCAUGGAUUGUGACAAGUGCAGAGAAGAUCUUUGAAUUUGUUAGUGAUCAAGUUAAAGAAUUUGAUGUUGCUAGACCAAUAGCAUCAUCUAGUAGUGGCAAAUCCCUUAAAUUGAAACUUAAGGAACCAGAAGCUCCAAAACCAUCAGGAGUUAGUUUCAGUAGUUUACCUGAACUUUGUUUAGAAGUGCUUAAUUCAGUUAUCAACCAUGAAUUCCCCGAUGAAGGUAUCUUAAGUACUCCAUUCAUGGAUGAUGUUGAUGUUGAUGAAUAUCCAGAUUAUCUCAAUUACGUUACUACUCCAACUUCAUUUAAUUCAGUCAUUGAACAAAUAAAUGGUAAGAAAUUAUUUUCCUCUAAAUUAUCAAUUUUAGAAAAUUUGGAAAAGUUUUAUGAAGCAACCGAUUUGAUUUUUAGCAAUGCUGAUGCAUAUAAUGAUCCAUCAUCAGAAAUUUAUCAAGAUGCUCAAAAAUUAAAGGAAAAUUUCAUUGAGAAGUAUGAAAUACUAAAACUGUAUGUUUCAGAACCUGAAUCGAAAGGAGCCACCAAGUUGAAAUUGAAAUUAAAUGCUAAACCAAAACUUAAGAUUAAACUUCCACAAGCUGCUGUAGAAGAAGAAGAACCAAAGAAAAAGGGUAGAAAGAAGAAGGUGGUAAAGCCUGCAGUCAAACAAGAGGAAGAAGAAGACGCAGAAGAGGAAGAAGAACAAGAAGAAGAACCAGAAGCUGAGAAGGAUGUCAAGGAAGAGGCAGAACCUGCGGAUAAGAAAGAUGUUAAAUCAAAAUCAGCAGUGACAGAAAAAACUGUUGCUAAUACUUUAGGUAAAUCACUUCCUACUUUAUCUGCCAGUGAAUGUAUAAUUCAAGAAAGUAGUAUACUAUCAUCACCUUCGGUGGCAGGUAACUUACCUCAACAUGUUCAACAAAAAUAUAAUCAAUUGAAUAUACCAUUACUGAGACAACAAGAUCUCAAGAAGGCGUUAUUCCCUACUCAUCCUGUCUUCAAUACCGCAUCUGUUAUUGAAUAUAAAGUACCCAGUAAUGGAUACAGCUCACAAUCAUAUUCAUUUGCACUUGCUCCUGAAAUACUGCCUUAUAUUUCUUUCAAAGUGGCAUUACAUAAAAUUCUAUACGAUAUAAAAAGUGAUGAUUUGGUUAACGGCCACGGGUACUUAAAUCUGACUUCAGAUGAAGAUUUCCAAUGUAAAUUGUACGUGAAUGAUGAAGAAGUAUCCAAUGGAGGUGAUUGUUUCGAAGAGAAGAGAGACAAACAAGAAUUACUUGGACUUAAAUACGAUUUGAAAUUAAAUUACGGUUUGAAUGUGAUAAAUUUCGAAUGUAAAGUAUCUCCAAGCUUAAGUAAAAAGAUAAAGAAAGCCACUGUCCUUGAUGUUGCUGAAGAAGCAAGUGGUAGACAUACUAGACAUCAACUUCAACAACUUAAGAUGACUUGGGAUGUUGAAACGAUUAGCUUCUUUGUCAUAUGUAACGCUGUAUAA
This is a messenger RNA of Scheffersomyces coipomensis, 1839 nucleotides long. RefSeq lists its product as uncharacterized. Gene Ontology annotation, molecular function: protein binding; chromatin binding. Bases 1 to 1839 code for a protein of 612 amino acids. The record is from RefSeq and is a predicted model, not a curated record. The transcript has a single exon. Lineage: Eukaryota; Fungi; Ascomycota; Pichiomycetes; Serinales; Debaryomycetaceae. Gene Ontology annotation, biological process: chromatin remodeling; transcription elongation by RNA polymerase II. Gene Ontology annotation, cellular component: RSC-type complex.